Molecule: messenger RNA, 939 nt
Organism: Alternaria postmessia
Lineage: Eukaryota; Fungi; Ascomycota; Dothideomycetes; Pleosporales; Pleosporaceae
Exons: 2
Coding region: 1-939 (312 amino acids)
Cellular component (GO): fungal-type vacuole; plasma membrane
Source: RefSeq, a predicted model, not a curated record
AUGACUGUCCCACCUUCUGCUCCUUGGUGGUGCACCGAGGUUGGCCCUGAAUGUCCAGUCGAAGGUACACUCUAUGGCUAUUAUCCUAGUCUCGGCGCCAACGCCUUCUUCACGGCUUUUUUCGUCCUUUGCCUCAUCAUCCAGCUUGGGCUAGGCAUCAGAUACAAGACGUGGACCUACAUGAUUGCUCUCAGCCUGGGCUGCUUGGGCGAGGUAGUCGGCUACGCUGGUCGUCUUAUCAUGUACAACAACCCCUUCGACGAGACGGGUUUUCAGAUGCAGAUUUGCUGCUUGAUUAUCUCGCCCGCCUUCAUCUCCGCCGGAAUAUACCUUACACUCAAACACAUCGUCAUCAACUUCGGCGAGUCGUGGUCGCGUCUGCCGCCGGUCUGGUACACCCGUAUCUUCAUCACAGGUGAUAUCCUGUCGCUUGUUCUCCAAGGCGCCGGUGGUGGCAUUGCUGCAACGGCAGAUCCGGGAUCCGACUUGCUAGACAUCGGAACGAACCUCAUGGUCGCAGGUGUCGUCCUCCAGGUUGUCAUUCUGUCUUGCUUUGGCAUCCUUCUCGCCGAGUAUGCCAUCCGUACCUACAACCGCCGCAACCAACUGUCCGCCGAAGCAAUGACACUCUUCCACAAAACAUCAUUCCGUUGCUUCAUCUUUGCUAUCAUCGCUGCCUUCUUAGGCAUCUACGUUCGAUGUGUCUACCGUAUCCCAGAGCUUACCGGUGGCUGGAGGAGCGAACUCAUGCGCGAAGAGACGGAAUUCAUCAUCCUGGAGGGUGCCAUGAUCGUGUUGAGUGUGCUGGUACUUACAGUGUUCCAUCCCGGCUACUGCUUCCCAGCACUGGGUAACACAAUCGGCAAGAACAGGGCUGCUCGGGGUAAGAGUAUGGACACAUCUGUUUCGGACGUUGAGAUGGUAUCGAAUCGCGCCUAA